UUAUUUAUUAAUUCUAACACACAACAGAUUUAAAACGGUAAAGCUUAAAGAUUUCAAAUUACAAUUAACUUGAUAAGAUAAAAAUAUUUUUUUUGUUUGAAAAAAACAUUGGAUUAGGAUUGUGCAGUUACAAAUUUUGUUUUUGCUGUUAAAUAAUUUUUUUUUUUUGUAUUAAAUCGUAUUUAAUUGCUCAAUCGUAAUUAAUUAUCUCGUUUUAACUUUCUAAGUGAGAGGGCAGCAAAGUACAACGUAACGUGACGUAACAGCAACCUAACCAAAAAAGGACGCUGUAAAACUGGAGGAAACCGUGAUUUACGGAUCACAUAAAGGAAUAAAAGUACAUUAACGAUAUUUUUUGUUAGAAUAUCUGAUUUACAAUGCGGCUUGGAUUGACUCUGUUAACCAUCUAUGUUAAUAAAAUACCAUACAGAUUUAGAGGGAAAUACCGUAAAGUUAAGAAACCGACUAUACGGGAUUUAUUUAAGAUGAAGCAGGAUUUCGAAAGGGAAGAGCAAAACAUGUUGAUUUUACGGCAUCCUUAUCUCACAGUUGAACAAUCUUGCGGCCAUAUGAAGGCACUGGAGGAUAGAACGGCAAAGUUUUUCGAUGUGAUACAGGAGGAGAGGCGUCAGAAAUUCCAAAAACAGAUUACCUUUGCCGAUCGUCUGAGCCACAUGAGAGUAACGGAAGCAUGGGAUUAAAGGCUUUCUAUAUACACCGCAAUUAAAAUAUAUAUUACAUAGAGUGUUCCCUAACGCAAGAAAGAUAGCACCAUGAAAUAUAUUAUCUAAGUUUAUCUAAUAUGAUAUACUGCGAAUGUACAAAGUAAAAAUGUAAGACUAAUACUGGGACAUUGUUCUAAAGUAUUAAAUUAUAUUGUUCAUGUAAAAA
Molecule: messenger RNA, 891 nt
Organism: Monomorium pharaonis (pharaoh ant)
Lineage: Eukaryota; Metazoa; Arthropoda; Insecta; Hymenoptera; Formicidae
Product: ribosomal protein 63, mitochondrial
Exons: 3
Coding region: 378-701 (107 amino acids)
Biological process (GO): mitochondrial translation
Cellular component (GO): mitochondrial ribosome
Molecular function (GO): structural constituent of ribosome
Source: RefSeq, a predicted model, not a curated record